GUAACUGAAUAAACGGGUAAGAGUCGGUGAGUGUAUGUGUUUCAUAUGCUGUAACACAGGACUGUGAGACUGUGUGUUUAUUUUUGGCUCAGUGCGAGCGUGUCGAUGGCUGCCGAUGCGUCGCAAAGGAAAGCUCUGAGAUACCAGCAAACCCUGCUGUACGGGGAAUACCGGGAGCAGCUGGGUAAUGUUGCCAGACGGGAGGCCACACGUCUGUUGACUGAAAGGCAACGGAAGAGGCAUGCCGGCAAUGCCAAGGCAACCAGGAGAGGCCAUGGCCGAGCACAUCAUGCCAGCCUGGAUGUGGGGCCCAUGACAUCAGGUUUAAGCCCCUCCUCCUCUAUAAAGAAGCCACGCCCUUAUUCCAAAUGCCAGGACUGUCUGGGCCGUAUCCAGAGGUACAUGGUGACAAAGCUGGGGGAGGACUGGAUCUUCUUGGUUCUUUUGGGUCUCACUAUGGCUCUGGUUAGCUGGAGCAUGGACUAUGCCAGUGCCAAGAGCUUACAAGCAUAUAAGUGGAUGUAUGGAGAGCUGAAAGGGAAUGUGGCUCUGCAGUAUCUGGCCUGGGUCUCAUAUCCCAUCAUCCUCAUCGUGUUUGCGUCCCUUUUCUGUCAUCUGGUCGCUCCACAAGCUAUAGGCUCUGGGAUCCCUGAACUCAAGACCAUCCUCAGAGGUGUGGUUUUAAAGGAGUAUCUGACACUCAAAGCAUUUGUGGCUAAAGUCAUUGGUCUUACGGCUGGUCUGGGCAGUGGGAUGCCCAUCGGGAAGGAGGGUCCCUUUGUGCAUAUUGCCAGUAUAUGUGCAGCAGUGCUGAGCAGAGUCAUGUCCAUCUUCACGGGUGUGUAUGAGAACCCCUAUGGUUACACAGACAUACUGACUGUAGGAUGUGCUGUUGGGGUGGGCUGCUGUUUCGGGACUCCUCUUGGAGGUGUGUUGUUCAGUAUUGAGGUCACGUCAACAUAUUUUGCAGUGAGGAAUUACUGGAGAGGAUAUUUCGCUGCCACGUUCAGUGCCUUCAUAUUCCGAGUGCUGUCCGUGUGGAACAAAGAUUCUGUCACGAUAACAGCUUUGUUUCGUACAAACUUCCGUAUGGACUUCCCUUUUGACCUGCAGGAACUGCCAGCUUUUGCAAUAAUCGGGAUCUCAUGUGGCUUUCUAGGGGCGUUCUUUGUCUAUCUGAACAGACAAGUUGUUCUGAUCAUGAGGAGACAGACGGCUCUUACGCGCUUUCUCACAAAACAUCGGUUGAUUUACCCUGGUGCCGUGACACUAAUUAUAUCCUCCAUCACAUUUCCUCCGGGCUUUGGCCAGUUCAUGGCUGGAGAGCUGAUGCCCAGAGAGUGCAUUAAUUCACUAUUUGAUAACUUCACUUGGACAAAGAUCUGGGGUUUACCGACCCCUCCCGGAUUGGGUCGCUCUGCUGCCUGGCUCCACCCACAAGUCAGCGUCUUCGUCAUCCUCCUCCUCUUCUUUGUCAUGAAGUUUUGGAUGUCUGCGGUCUCUACAACAAUGCCGGUCCCUUCUGGAGCUUUCAUGCCUGUUUUUAUAUUGGCAGGAGCAGCAUUCGGCCGUUUGGUGGGUGAGAUCAUGGCCACGCUUUUCCCGAAUGGAAUUAUGUUUGAUGGGAUCGUGUACCAAAUCCUGCCUGGAGGCUACGCAGUGAUAGGGGCAGCAGCUAUGACAGGAGCAGUCACACACACCGUUUCAACUGCAGUGAUCUGUUUUGAACUGACGGGUCAAAUCUCUCACAUCCUGCCCAUGAUGGUGGCCGUUAUUCUUGCCAACAUGGUGGCACAGGGUCUACAGCCGUCUCUUUAUGACUCCAUCAUUCAGGUCAAAAAGCUGCCCUAUCUCCCAGAGCUCGGCAUUGGCCACAUCAGUAAAUAUAAUAUCUUUGUGGAGGACAUCAUGGUGAAGAAAAUAAAGUUUCUGUCACCUCAGUCCACUUACAGAGAGCUGAAAGAUCUGCUGGAGUCCACGUCUCUCAAAACCAUCCCGCUCGUUGACUCCAAAGAGUCAAUGAUUCUGUUGGGCUCAAUUGAGAGAUGUGAACUUCAGGCCGCCAUUGAUUGGUGGCUCUCAGCCGAGAGGCGGGUUUAUAGCCGAGGUGAGGGCGUGCCCAGCCCGGGGUCACAGGUCAGCUGGGAGUCCUUCGCCUUUGUGGAUGAGGAGGUCGGAGAGGAGAAUGGAGAUAAGGGUAACACAGUCUCUGAAGAGCGUAACGGCCCACUGGGGUCCCCUAAAACCACAGACAUCUCCACUAAUCACACCACAUCUGGUGCCCUGCAGUCCAUGAGGAGGACACUUCGUCGUCUUUUCUCCUCGUCUUCCUCAUCAGGGCAGACUGAGCCAGAGAGCCCUGCAGCUCCUCCUGUAGAUGAUAACAUGACUCCUGAAGAGAUCAAAGCCUGGGAAGAGGAAGAGCUGGAUAAGCCGAUUGACAUUGAUCAGAUCCGUGUUGACCCCUCACCUUUUCAGCUGGUUGAGAGAACAUCUCUGCAUAAGACUCACACGCUGUUCUCUCUGCUGGGUCUCAGUCAUGCAUAUGUAACCAGUAUUGGUAAACUGGUCGGGGUGGUUGCACUUAAAGAGCUCCAGAAAGCGAUCGAGGGUUCGACUCGUAGCGGAGUGCGACUGCGUCCCCCUCUGGCCAGUUUCAGAGACGCGAGACGCAAGGCCAAAAAGCCUUCUCAUUCCCCUUCCGUCCAGUCCUCUCCCACACGGGACAGAGAGCUGUGGAGCGAGGGAGUGAAAAGAGAGACUGAAGACGAGUCGGUUAGAAGUUGCAUCCAGAAAGCGGAGAAAGAGUGUGAUGUCGCCACGGGCAACAGCAGCAGAAGUGCCGUCAGCACCUCUCAGGAGCAACUGCCUUCCCCUUCUUCCACACUCCCUCUCUCCUCUCUUCAUCCUGUGCCUGAAACGGAGGCGGAUGCUGAUAGAGAGAGUGAUGAGGAGCCUUUAUAGGUCUAUUGUUUUGUAAUUUACUCAAAUUCAGCCCUCCAGGGGGAGGCAAACCAUAUUAUGGUGCUGCCUUUGAGCCCAGCAUGGGUCGCUGCACAAUCUGACUUGGUUUAUUCUCUACUCUCUGGACUGG
Messenger RNA from Rhinichthys klamathensis goyatoka, 3094 nucleotides. RefSeq names its product chloride channel, voltage-sensitive 1b (gene clcn1b). Bases 106 to 2964 code for a protein of 952 amino acids. NCBI's taxonomy places the organism in Eukaryota, Metazoa, Chordata, Actinopteri, Cypriniformes, Leuciscidae. The transcript is spliced from 23 exons. The record is from RefSeq and is a predicted model, not a curated record. Gene Ontology annotation, molecular function: voltage-gated chloride channel activity. Gene Ontology annotation, cellular component: membrane. Gene Ontology annotation, biological process: chloride transport; transmembrane transport.